Molecule: messenger RNA, 8061 nt
Organism: Betta splendens (Siamese fighting fish)
Lineage: Eukaryota; Metazoa; Chordata; Actinopteri; Anabantiformes; Osphronemidae
Gene: capn15
Product: calpain 15
Biological process (GO): proteolysis
Cellular component (GO): cytoplasm
Molecular function (GO): calcium-dependent cysteine-type endopeptidase activity
Source: RefSeq, a predicted model, not a curated record
UCUCAGUAAUGUGUAGGGACAGUUGCACAGUGAUGAGCGUUGCAGUCACUGCCGCGUUCGUCUUACUCUCCUCCACCUCCUCUGGGAAUAACCAUUAUUUUUAUUCCCCACGAACCAACACACACAAUAACUUACAUAAGUGUAAAAUGUGAUGUGUAAACAAAUAGUGUUUUCUAAAAAAUGAACAUGCCUGGACUUGCCCCAGCUGUUUCUAACAUUUUUGUGUUUAGUCCUGUGGAUUAUUAUUCACUCAUUCAUCUUAGCGAGUGGGACCAUACGUGUCGGCCUCAAUUGGGGCUUAUUUAAAUAUCUUGAACGCAGCCUUUCAGCUUUCCUCUCGUGGUCAGCCCAGUGCGCAUGCGCUCUGCUGACACUCCAGUAAUCCGCUGUUAUGAGGAGAUUGCAUCCCCGUACUCUGCACUCAGGCAGUGAGGGAGACUUAAAAACGAGGGCGAUAAUACAACAGCGGGAGAAUAGGGGACCCUAAGCGGAACGUCACCCACCCAACGUUUUUUUUUUUAAAUCAACCGUUAAACAGGCUACAGGCACCGCAGGCUGGAGCGGCUUUCCACUGCGAGCGGCGUUGCAUCCGAGGCGACAGCGGGACCACGGCGAGGAAGUCUCCCCGCGUACGGCGGCGAGGCUCCGCAUCCGCAGCCCGAGCGGCGCUGGCGUGAGGCGAGCGCGGCAGCGAGGGGCGCCCGGCGGAACGCGGUGAAUUCUGCGCCGAGGCGCUUCUCCCGGGACGAUCCGGCGCGGCUACGCUCACGUUUCCUGAGCGCGCGUGACGCCCCCCGCGCGACACCAUCCUCCUGGCCUCUCUGCCACCUUUCGCAGCCUCGCAGCGCUGUUUGAUAAGCCACGCCGAAACGCACGCGGGCGUUAAUUAUCAUGUAACAGUCACGGAACGUGGAGAGCCUCGGGGUUUUUACAGGCUAUCGAUUCCCAUCGCACUUCUUCCCUGCCAGCGCUCCCCAGUUAUGCUAAUUGCGCAUCCGAACGCAAGUUGAUGAACUGGACCGAACUAGGCGCAGCGGUGGGAUCCGGCAGAAAUUAAGUUGCCUCGCCGACGGCGCGAGGAAGGAUCAUCUCCCGCAACCCGAGACGGCGCGUGCCUCUCGGGUGUUGUUGGAUGUUAUUACAGAAGUUGGAGAUGAGCUAUAAACGUCGUCACGGCGUCGCAACAGUUUAGGGAAGUUUCGGGGGAAGCUCUGCGGCCACGUUAAGUUCAUGUCAGUUUCUAGGCGUUCGUCAGAGACAAAGUGUGGAAAUCUACAAAAAAAGAAACAAAGUGGUGCAAUCUCAGAAAAGGCCCAUCCCUAUUUUUUUUCCAAACAUGACGUUGUCUCCAGUGGGAGAAGUGCAGCUGCGGCGUUUUACUGGUGAACCUCCACAGCAGCUGUUAGUCACGCCGGCUGUAUGAAAGACGAGACUGGGCUGCUAGCACGCUUGCAGUUCCGCCAGGACCCUUCCCCGGAUGUGCAAUGCAUUGAUUUCUCUCCCGCACCUCCGCUGUAAACACGCGCGUGGACGCAUUUCGCGUGACUUUUUUCCCCCCUCCAGCGAGACCCGUCUUCCGGAAGCUGUGCCGUAUGGCGACUGGGACGCGGGACCGCGCCGCGCACGCGCCCCAUCCCGUCGCUGCUGGUGCCGUGAGCACGUGCGCAGGCUAGAGGGCUAGAGCCAGGGAUGAGACUGCACAAACUGGGUGGAUGUGUCACUGGGAAUGCCGGCAGAAUUAUGAGGAGGACUAAGGAAGAGGUGGCGCAGAGUGUUCCGAGCUUAAAGUGCACGAGGAAGAGAAUCCUGAGCCUCUCCUGUGGGGAAACUGUAGUUCCUCCUGUUUGACAGCGACGGCUGAAUUGGAAUUCAGCAACACUCCAUGCGUCACAGCACUGUUUGAGUUGAGAACUUCGUGCACUGUGGGAAAUCCUCCCUGAUCCGCAUACUUGGCCUCCUACAAGAAGGUACGCCCAAGGUGCGAGUUCGCUUAUCUUCGACAUUUCCUGUCGCUGUGUUAGUGGAUUUGUUUCAAGUCCAACGCCCUCCGAGUUUUCGCUUUUAUGGGAGGAACUCGUUCCAGUUUGAAGCAGCAACUUGGGGGCGAAGACAACCUACUCCGAUAAAACCGCCCCCAUCUCCGCGGUGAUGGGAAGCUCGGCCUCCUCUCUCACGGCAGAGACGGAGUCGGACCAUGGCUUCCGCAGCACCCCGUACCCGUCGUCGCCCCCCGUGGGCUGGCUCAGGAACAGCCACAGCAGCCCAGUGUGGGGCACCACCUUCAUCACGCGCCAGCAGCAGCAGCAGCCCCCGUUGCCCCACCGGGAGCGCAGCCACUCCCACUCUCCUGGCUCCAUGGCAGCAGCGGUGCGCGGCAGCGAGUGGUCGUGUGGACGCUGCACCUUCCUGAACGCCGGCGCCGCGCCCCGAUGCUCCAUCUGCGAGGCGCCGCGCCAGAAGCCCGACCUCAACCAGAUCCUGCGGCUGAGCAGCUCCGAGGAGCAUCGCUGGGCCUGCCCCCGCUGCACGCUCAACAAUCCGCAGGGAUCCGGGGCCUGCUCCGUCUGCGGCUUCGGUCCGUCUGCUGCCACUCACACGCCGCCCACCACCACCAUUGCCGCCACUGCCAACGGCCUCCCGUCAGCUCCGCCUGAACCCCCAGCCCCUACCGUCACGCCCGCAGUGCUAUUAGAGCCCCACGGACAGCAUCCGGCUAAGGAAGAAGUUCUGCGACGUUCUGAGAGCAAUGGAGAGGUGGCUGCCUCGGAGGGGCACCAAUCGGGCUGGGCUUGCCCUCGCUGCACACUUCACAACACCCCUGUGGCUCUGUCUUGCUCAGCCUGUGGAGGACCCAGGAAAUUGUCCUUGCCCAAAAUCCCCCCUGAGGCCCUAGUGGUACCCGAGGUGCGCACACCUGUGUUGGGGUUUCCUGUUCACACACCAGGGGCUGCUCCACUGCUCAUAGAUCUGACAGAUGACUCUCCCCCAGCACCUCCCUGUGAUACUCAAGAACCCAUGCAUGCCCCCUCACAGUCGCUCUCUUCCACCUUUACGUCAUUCUCCUCCCUCCAGAACAACCCAGUGCCCCGCAGCCGGAGAGAGGUGCCCCCACCGGGGCGACCGCCCAACACAGGCACCAAUACUCCCAGUCCCACUUCCCCUUCCACAGCCAGUGUGCCACCCCAGCCGGGCCCACAGCGGCCCUCCAAGCCAAAACAUGCCCAACCCCAGGAACCUUCAUUCCCCAGCAAGCGCCUCACUAUCUUGGAGGAAGAAGAUCCUCAGCACCACCCACUGACUCCCCAUCAGCCUAUUGCUUCCUCAGUAGCCCCCACCUGGAAGUGCCCUAGCUGCUCGUUGCCCCUCCCAGGUGGUUCGUCUAAGUGCGAGGCGUGCCGCUCGUCGCAGGGUGCCGCUGACCUCAUUGACCUUGUAGGCUGUGAGACGGUACGGUUUACACCAGCCAGCCCCUCCAGCCCAGACUUUAGCACCUGGGCUUGCUCCAAGUGCACCCUGCGCAACCCUACAGGUGCGCCCAAGUGCUCAGCCUGUGGUUCUUCCAAGCUCCAUGGCUUUCAGGAGCAGCAGGCUCCCCUGCCUCGCUGCUGUACACACUGUGGCCUCCCUCUGGGGACUGGUACUGCAUCGUGUUCCUGCACACCUUCCUCUUCGGCACCCUCCUCCUCGGGCCAUAAGGCGCGAAAGCAGGGCCGUGGCUUCCCCCCUUCCUCCUCAGCGGUUGCUCCCUCUAGUUCCGCUUCCUCCGCCACCUCUUCAAACCUCCAGGAGAAAGUAGGACAGUGGAGCUGCCCGGCCUGUACGCUGCUCAAUGACAUCAAGGCCAAGAACUGUGCAGCAUGCCAUACGCCCCAGCAGUACCUCACCUUGCGCAAGGUGGUGAAGCCUCUGAAGAGGAGGGAGAGCAUGCAUGUCGAGGCCCGCCGUCGAAACGAUGAGGGCGAGGCCAAGGAACUCUGGGAGAACAUAGUGAGCUUCUGCAGAGAGAAUACAGUGAACUUCGUGGAUGACAGUUUUCCCCCCGGACCUCGAUCGGUGGGUUUCCCCGAGGGUGACAGCGUCCAGCAGAGAAUUAAAAAGUGGCUUCGCCCCCACGAGAUCAACUGCAGCAACUUUAAAGACCGGGGCGUCAAGUGGUCCGUCUUCCGAACGCCGCGGCCCUCCGACAUUCUGCAAGGUCUGCUCGGAAACUGCUGGUUCCUGAGCGCGCUGGCAGUGCUGGCAGAGCGUCCGGAGCUGGUGGAGAGAGUGAUGAUCACCAGGACUAUUUGCCCAGAGGGGGCCUACCAGGUCCGCUUAUGCAAAGACGGGACGUGGACAACGGUGCUGGUGGACGACAUGCUCCCCUGUGACGACUACGGCUACCUCCUUUUCUCCCAGGCCCAGAGGAAGCAGCUGUGGGUGGCGCUGAUUGAGAAGGCCUUGGCCAAACUCCACGGCUCCUACUUCGCCCUGCAGGCCGGGCGCGCCAUCGAGGGCCUGGCUACGCUAACGGGAGCCCCCUGCGACUCGCUCAUGCUCCAGGUCAGCUCCACUAACCCCCGGGAGGAGCCGAUCGAUACAGACCUCAUCUGGGCCAAGAUGCUCAGCUCUAAGGAGGCUGGGUUUUUGAUGGGUGCGUCCUGUGGAGGAGGCAACAUGAAAGUAGAUGACGCCGUGUACGAGUCUGGGCUGCGGCCUCGACAUGCUUAUUCCAUCUUGGACGUGCGAGAUGUGCAGGGUUACAGGUUGUUAAGGCUGCGCAACCCCUGGGGUCGCUUCUCGUGGAACGGCAGCUGGUCGGAUGAGUGGACAGACUGGCCACAGCACCUGCGACACGAGCUCAUGGCUCACGGCAGCAGUGAGGGAGUCUUCUGGAUGGAGUACACGGACUUUAUAAAGUACUUCGACUCGGUGGACAUCUGCAAGAUCCACUCGGACUGGCAGGAGGUGAGGCUGCAGGGCUGCUUCCCCAGCAAAGCCAGCGGGCCCGUCACCGUCACCGCCCUCACGGUGCUGGAGAGGACGGCGCUGGAGUUCGCCCUUUUCCAGGAGGGCAGCAGGCGCUCGGACACGGCCGACAGCCACCUGCUGGACCUGUGCAUCAUGGUGUUCCGCGCCUCCUUCGGCAGCAACAACAAGCUGACCCUGGGCCGCCUGAUGGCGCACAGCAAGCGCGCGGUGAAGAAGUUCGUCGGCUGCGACGUCAUGCUGGAGCCGGGGGAGUACGCCGUGGUGUGCUGCGCCUUCAACCACUGGCAGAUGAACGUCAGCGGGACGGGAGGCCCCCCCACGCCCAUCUCGAGCCCGACCAGCGGACCGGCCCGGCGGCCCAGCCACGACUUCCCCGGCUACAUCCUCGCCAUCUACAGCUCCCGGCAGGUGAUGGUGGAGCAGGUGGAGGCGACGGCCACCACGCUGGCCGACGCCAUCAUCCUCCUCACGGAAAACAAGGGGGAAAGACACGAGGGCCGCGAGGGCAUGACCUGCUACUACCUGACCCACGGCUGGGCUGGGCUCAUCGUGGUGGUCGAGAACCGUCAUCCCAAGUACUACCUCCACGUCUCCUGCGACUGCACUGACAGCUUCAACGUGGUGUCCACGCGCGGCAGCCUCAAGACCAUCGACAGCGUGCCUCCUUUGCACAGGCAGGUGUUGGUGGUGCUUUCGCAGCUGGAGGGGAACGCCGGCUUCUCCAUAACCCACCGGCUAGCUCACCGCAAGGCGGUCCAGGCCUCCCUGGGGGACUGGACCCCCACCAAGGCCACACACAGCCCCCAGCUCACCCCCGACAUCGACGGCCUGCACCGGCCCCGGCCGCUAUGACCACCGCCCACGUCGUCCCACGCUCACUGACUGAUCCCACGAACUGUCCGACCACUGGAAAACGGGGCACGGGGGGGGGGUGCAGGCCGUGUGCACAAAGAAAGAUGUGUGUCCUUAGAUGAACGCACGCCUGAAUGUACAGAAUGAGCGGGCCUCCUCCCAAUGCUACUUAAAUGCUGAAGUUGCCAUUUGGCCCUCAUGCGCUCUCGUCGUGUGCCAAGUGCAUGUGCCACGUGAGGAUGGAGCGAGGGAAGAAGCAGGUCAAGCUGGAGGCGCUGACAGGACGGACGCCGGCUACUUUACACUGUGGACGUUUUUUUUGUUUUUGGUACGUGCACUGUAUGCGGAGCGGAGGUCGACCCCCUUGGCUUCGGAGGAGCUUCAGGGUGGAGUGCUGCAACUACUGAGCCACUCGCCGGCCCACGGACUCACGAGCCGCUCCGUGUCGGUGAACGCAGCGGGUCGCGUCAGGCCCCUCAGUGCGGUACUUAAUGAGCCAAACCCAACUGGACUGACUAGUCACACGCGCGGUUCUACUUUCGACAGCGCACGCGUUGCUGUUGCGUCCGUAUUUCUGUUCUCGAGGUUGUAGAAUAAGCCAUCGCGCGUGUCUCCGCUCUGAAUCAUCACCGCGGUGCUGUUCAGCGCUCGCUCUAGCUCAGGACCAAACCCAGGAUUUGUGCAGUAAGGUGGAUUCAAGCAAAGCCUCGUGCUGCUGCCUCUUCCGGCGUGUCUCUUCUAUGUAAAAGCAGCCGCGGGACGGGAGGAAGGACGGUUGACGGACCAGCACACGCUCCACAGAAACAACGCCAUACCUCCGUUUGUCUUUGUCUGCGGCACAUUCGUUUUCAUUCGCCCUCAGUUCUGGGCUUUUUGAGCUGGAGGCCAGUGUCAGUCCACCCUAAAGGAGCUCCUGUGAGGAGUUUACUCUGGUCAGGGGGCGCUUUGGUUCGCUUUGGUGCAGUGCCAGUAUCUGGGCCAUCCUCCCUCUAGAACACACCAACGGCACAUUAGCAACUGCUUGUGUAAUAGCAAAUUAGCAUUUUGUUAGACUCAACAAGGGAAAGGAGGGACCCCUGGGACUUGUUUGGUUCUCACAUCGGUUUCACGGAGGUCUUUCUCCUGUUUAGCUUGUUCUCUUCAACUUCGACAGUGUCAAAGCCAUUAUUCCCAUCUGUCUAAGAAUCAGUCCUCACCAUGGCAACGUGGAUGUUUUAUCGGAGAGGGGGGAAGACUAAUGUGGUACUAUAGUAACAGCGUCUCAGAGUUUGUCUUAUUGUUGUGUGGGUAUCGGGAGAAAAACUUGAAUGCGGAUGAAUAGAAUCCCUGCGACUGCAAUGAAUAGAUUUUAUAUAGUGAUGACGAUUUGGAGUUGAAGCGGUUCAGGACUUUAGUCUCAGCGUUAAUGCUAAACGUCUGCACAAUGUCCCAGUGUCUCUCUCACAUCUGCCAGCAUCGGUAGGUUCUACAUCAGGACCGUGAAAUAACUGUAAAUAUGUUUUCCAAAGAACCCUCAUGUCUAUUCAUCCCUUCUAGAUUUGCCCUAUAAGUGUGUGUGUGUGUGCGCGUGUUGUUUCGGCUGAGCAGCAGCUGUUAAGGUAGUGAGUAAUUUAUUUGUAUAGGUGGCUUUCAGGCCGGUCGUCUAACAAAUACUGUCGAUCAAGGAGGCGGUGAAUGGCGGAUGAAGCAAUGUGUUAUUUGAUGGACAGCCCUGAGGGACGAGCGCGAUGAGAAAUGAGGCUGCACUGAAACACGUGCGACGACGAGGCACCUCUGGAUCACUUCAGGUUUCCUCGCGGUCGAGCUUUGGUUUUGAACCCCGUUCCUUCCAUCCUACUUGUGUCCCACCGAGCCGCUCCUCUGCCGCUGGGCUGCGACCGGGACCCGUCUCCGCUCCAGGAGCACCACCUGCUGCCGAAGAGGCUUCAGCCGGGGCAACGCGACAUAAUGCCUUUUCUCUCUCCUCCUUUGUCUGGUUUUCCUCCUUGUGAACUGUAAAGCUUGCAAAUAUAAACCACACAGAAGAUAAAAAUGAAAAACAAAAAAAAUCAGCUGACUCUUUUCAACGUAAAAUGAUACAUGACAAAAAUUCUUCUGGAAAAUAGGACUUAACGAAUGUGAUCUAUAUUUUAUUGAUUUUUUUUCUGGGAUAUACAGUAUGAGUAUAUGUGUACAAACAUGUAUGUUUCAUUUUCAAUCUCAGGUUCUGGUGGACCAAAUAAAUUUUUUUAAAUUAAA